AUGGCUCAACCAGAAUUCAAGAACAAGGAUUUGUUUAAAGCAAAGCCUUUUGUGAACGGUCAAUGGAUCGAAUCCAAAUCCCGUAACACCUUCAAAGUAUACGAUCCAGCUACUGAGAAAGAAAUCAUAGAAUUGCCAGAUCAAACAGAGGAAGAAAUUGAAGAUGCUAUCAAGGUUACCUAUGAGGCUUUCAAAUCUUAUAAAAAGACUAGUCCCUAUGAAAGAGCCAAGUGGUUGAGAAGACUAUACGAACUCAUGAUUGAAAAUGCAGAUGACUUGGCAAAAAUUAUUACAUGGGAAAAUGGAAAAUGUUUAUCGGAUGCAUUAGGAGAGGUAAAGUAUGCGGCCUCAUACUUUGAAUGGUUCUCCGAAGAAGCGAAGCGUAUUUACGGACAUACGAUUCAACCUUCAAACCAAAAUAAUAAAGUUUUAACUUACAAGCAGCCUGUGGGAGUAUGUGGUCUUUUGUGCCCAUUCAAUUUCCCUUCUGCUAUGGGUGCAAGGAAGGCCGCCCCUGCUUUGGCAGUCGGAUGUACUUGUAUUUUGAAACCAGAUGGUCAAACUCCAUUAAGUUCUUUGGCGUUAGCUUAUUUGGCUGAUAAAGCAGGAUUCCCCAAGGGCGUGUUUAAUGUCGUAUUGACAUCCACAGAGAAUACACCCAUGUGUGGAUUGAAAUUCUGCGAGUCACCCUUAAUAAAAAAGGUCUCAUUCACUGGCUCAACUAGGGUUGGGAAAUUGCUUAUGAAACAAUCCCUGUCUACUUUAAAGAAGCUUUCCAUGGAGUUGGGUGGUAAUGCCCCUAUAAUUGUGUUUAACGAUGCUGACUUAGACCUCGCGGUCACGCAUUCAAUUGCGUCUAAAUUUAGGUCCUUAGGUCAAACAUGCGUUUGUGCUAAUAGAAUCUAUAUUCAAAGCGGAAUCUAUGAUAAGUUUUGUAAAAGAUUUGUCGAGGAAGUUAAGAAAUUUAAAAUUGGCAAUGGAUUUGAAGAAGGAGUUACUCAUGGUUGUUUGAUUAAUGAAAAUUCAAUAAAGAAGGUUGAAGAUCAUACCAAGGAUGCAACCGACAAGGGGGCAGAGGUUCUAAUAGCAGGGGGAAGAUUGCCAAAACUUGGUAAACAUUUCUACUCCCCAACAGUUUUAAGAAAUGUGAGUCAAGAUAUGAAAGUGACCUCUGAGGAAACAUUUGGACCUUUGGCGGCUUUGAGCAAAUUUGAAACGUCUGAGGAAGUUAUUGAAUGGUGUAAUGAUUCUCCUUUCGGAUUAGCAUCAUACAUCUUUUCGGAAAAUAUCAAUAAUAUCUGGUAUUUGAGUGAAUUUUUAGAAAGUGGAAUGGUGAGCGUAAAUACUGGUCUCUUCACCGAUGCCGCUAUGCCAUUUGGCGGCGUUAAAGAGAGCGGUUUUGGAAGGGAAGGAUCAUUAUAUGGAAUUGAGGAUUAUACAGUUGUCAAAUCUAUUACAUUAGGAAACGUCUAUCGUUAA
Molecule: messenger RNA, 1479 nt
Organism: Priceomyces carsonii
Lineage: Eukaryota; Fungi; Ascomycota; Pichiomycetes; Serinales; Debaryomycetaceae
Product: succinate-semialdehyde dehydrogenase (NAD(P)(+))
Exons: 1
Coding region: 1-1479 (492 amino acids)
Biological process (GO): GABA catabolic process
Cellular component (GO): cytoplasm
Molecular function (GO): succinate-semialdehyde dehydrogenase (NAD+) activity
Source: RefSeq, a predicted model, not a curated record